This is a messenger RNA of Rhodotorula graminis WP1, 715 nucleotides long. RefSeq lists its product as uncharacterized. Lineage: Eukaryota; Fungi; Basidiomycota; Microbotryomycetes; Sporidiobolales; Sporidiobolaceae. The record is from RefSeq and is a predicted model, not a curated record. The transcript is spliced from 3 exons. The annotation marks the transcript as partial.
CGCCCUGUACCAGUCGCGGCCGCUCGCGCUCCCAGACUCGGCGUCCAACGAGGACCGCGAGACGAACCGGCUCGAGGUGCACACGGCGCUGCACACGCUCAAGGGCGUGUUCGAGGCCCUGAUCAAGCAGGGGCGCCUGCACGGCGUCCUCAAGGGCGCCAAGCGCGUCCGCGUCGACACGGCCGAGGGCAGGAAAGAGGUGGCCAAGGAGGACGACAGCGUCGAGAAGGUCAAGGCGUGGCUCAAGCUGCGGUGGGACGACUACCUCGCCCAGACGGCACGCGUCGUUGGCGCACACUGGGACAGCAGCGUCAGGCUGUCGGCGCUCAACGCCCUCAUGUCGCUUGUCCGCACCGAGUCGUGGUUCCUCACGUCGCUCCACCCGGACCGUCAGGCCAAGUUUGCCCACGCCACGUUCGCCCACGUCGUGCGCGCCAUCCUGCUCCCGCCGCCGCAGUCGGGCGACGAUGGCGAGAUCAAGCCCGACGUCGCCGAUGAGUGGCAGAAGUGGUGGGACCGCUGCGACGACGUGCGGUACUGGUUCCUGCGCGAGGCAGCCACCCUCCUGUCGUCCUUUGCCCGCUCGCCGUCGAACCCGUCGCCGCCUCCUGUCCCGCCGACCCUCAUCCCCAACACGAUCUCGGUCCUCGAGUCGCUCACGACCAUGCCGACCUCGUCGUCGGAGCUCAACGAGUGGUUCUGCGCGACGCCGACC